This is a messenger RNA of Thalassophryne amazonica, 9011 nucleotides long. Its product is annotated as signal-induced proliferation-associated 1-like protein 1. NCBI's taxonomy places the organism in Eukaryota, Metazoa, Chordata, Actinopteri, Batrachoidiformes, Batrachoididae. Gene Ontology annotation, molecular function: GTPase activator activity; protein binding. The record is from RefSeq and is a predicted model, not a curated record. Gene Ontology annotation, cellular component: cytoplasm. Gene Ontology annotation, biological process: regulation of small GTPase mediated signal transduction; activation of GTPase activity.
GGGUCGGGGGGGGUGGGAGGAGGCGGCAAAGCGGGGGGAAGGCUGCCUGCAUGAUCUCAUCCCUCCAGCGAGCUGCAUAGUGCAGCGAGUCGAUGCCGCAACUUUUUCUAUCAAACUUCCAAGUUGCCUUUCGGAGGAAUACGGCGGCGUUGUUUUCGUUUCCAGCCCCGCACGGCCUCCCGCGGAGGGUCGGAGGAGCGCUGCGCAGUUUGUGCCGCGGACUUGAGUUAAAGUGGGGAGGAGGAAAAAAAAAAGGAGCUUCGUGAAACGCUUGAGGCGGAAAGAGAAAAGGAGUUCAUAUUUGGAGUGGAAGUAUCAACACUCAGCAUGCUGAUUUGAAUGCUGAAGAGGUGGGCAGGCCCCAAAUCUGCUUCCCCCACUUCACUUGUUGGUCCAGACAAUCAAUUUACUAAUGAAGUCAGGGAUUGGCAUCACAUCCCAGAGGCAGCCAUGUCUAUUUGAGUGCCUUUAGCCUUUGGCACUAGUGUCAUGACCAGCCUGAAGUGCCCACCCAUGGAGCGCACUGUUGGGGGUACAGUUCCUGCCACUGAUGAGUUUUACACCCGCCAUCUCCGGAUGGCUAAUGGAGGGGCACUGCCAUCCCGCACAGACAAUGUUCAUGGUGUAGUGAACAUAGGUGUGCCUAAAAUGGGUGUUCGGGCACGGGUGGCCGACUGGCCCCCAAGGAAAGAGGUUACAGGACCUGUAUGGCACACCACUGUUGAGUCUGAAAACCCUGGUGCUCCCGCCACUGGAAAAAGUCACAUCAAGUUAGGUCAUAUAAUGUCCCCUCAGGACUCAUCAAUGCUGCGUAACAUCCACAACACUUUGAAAAAUCGAGCCCAGGCCCAGGCUAACAAUUACAGCCCUGACAACAGCUACCUGUCGCCUUCAGAUUACCGAGGCUCUGCACAAAAGAAUGCACGGCAAAGACGCAUUCAUCAACGCAGCAACAGUGACAUGACAGUUGGUGAGAUGGAAGGCAGUGGUGACAGUGGUGAGGACUGGGGUCCCCCACCUGGAGCCAAGUGGUCCCCUGUCCACCGCGAAUAUGGGAGCACCUCUUCAAUUGAUCAGCAUGGACCAUCUGGAGAGAGCUUCUUUGAAAUGCUUAAGGGCUAUCAAGGGGAGAAGGUUGACCAGCGCAGUCCUGCUCCAGCAAAACUUGAGGACAUGUUGCAGGCCAAGCAAGCUAGCAUUGAGCUUCAGGAGGACGUCAUGGACAGCCAGCCUCCUAAAACCAAGGACAGAGAUAAGCCCCCAAAGAGACGCACUAAAUCUGAGACAGGGGGUGAAUCUAUAUUCCGCAAACUUAGGCAUGUGCGAGGUGAGUCAGACUCUCCCAGAGCAGGUUCUGAUGCAGAAGAUAGCAGAACAGAGGACCUGGCGCCCCCUCUUAAGCCUUGGGUGUGUCCGAAGGGCUUUGCCCACUACGAUGUUCAGAGUAUGCUCUUUGACCUCAAUGAAGUCACUCAGUUGCGUCAGACUGCUGGCAAGCGAAAGAACACUACCACUGGUGCAUCAGCUGCUGCUGUCGCCUCAGCUACCUCCACCCUCUCAUCCACCCACAGCUUGCCUUAUAGCUCCCCAAGUGGCAGCCAAGAAGAGCUUAAUUCGAGGGACAGCCCUGGCCUGGACACGGAAGCUGAGCAAAGCAAUGAAAUGCUGCUAAGCUGCCCUUGCUUCCGCAAUGAGAUAGGUACUGACAGAAAUGGAAGAUGCAGAAUGGGAGCAGGUGGAGCAGUGUAUCAAGGGUAUAUAGGUGGUGGCACAGUUAGCGGUAGCUCAGCAAAUGUGAGUGGAGAAGGAAAUGUGUACGACACAUCUGUAAGCACGCAUUGCACCAAUGCUGGAGUAGCAGUACUCGAGGGACCAAAGGACGGCCCAAGUACGACCAGCGACAAGGGCAAGCAGUAUAUUGUGGAACAUGUGGAUCUGGGAGCUUACUAUUACAGGAAGUUCUUCUACCUAAGAGAGCACUGGAACUACUUCGGGGUAGAUGAAACGUUGGGUCCAGUGGCAGUGAGCUUGCGCAGGGAGAAGCUGGAGGAAGAAAAAGACCACGGGCAGCAGUAUAACUAUCGCCUCAUCUUUAGAACCAGCGAGCUAACAACUCUUCGAGGUUCUAUCCUGGAGGAUGCAGUACCUUCCACUUCCAAGCACGGCACGUCCAGAGGACUGCCCACUAAAGAAGUUUUGGAGUAUCUUCUCCCUGAACUGGAUCUGUCCUGCCUCAGAUUGGCUCUCAACACACCAAAGGUCACGGAGCAGCUGAUGAAACUGGAUGAACAAGGGCUGAGUUUCCAGGUGAAGGUGGGAGUGAUGUACUGCCGAGCAGGUCAGAGCACUGAGGAGGAAAUGUACAACAACGAGACGGCUGGUCCCGCCCUGGAAGAGUUCCUCCAGCUGCUGGGCGAGAAGGUCCGCCUAAAGGGCUUCAGCAAGUACAGAGCCCAGCUGGACACCAAAACGGAUUCCACAGGCACGCAUUCGCUGUACACAACAUACAAGGACUAUGAGAUCAUGUUCCACGUGUCGACACUGUUGCCUUACACGCCCAACAAUAAACAACAGUUGCUGAGGAAACGCCACAUAGGGAACGAUAUCGUCACCAUCGUGUUCCAGGAGCCUGGUGCUCACCCUUUCACCCCCAAGGCUGUUCGCUCUCACUUUCAGCACGUCUUUAUCAUUGUCCGUGUGCACAACCCCUGCUCUGACAGCACAUGUUACAGUGUGGCUGUCACUCGUUCCCAGGACGUUCCCUCCUUCGGUCCACCAAUCCCCAAAGGCGUCACCUUCCCGAAGUCUACAGUCUUUAGGGACUUCCUCUUGGCCAAAAUCAUUAACGCAGAGAACGCUGCGCACAAGUCUGAUAAGUUUGGUGCUAUGGCAACUCGCACACGGCAGGAGUACCUGCGUGACUUAGCGGAGCGUCACGUCACCAAUACUACAGUAGAACCAGCUGGAAAGUUCCCCUUCAUCUCUCUGGCACAUAAACGACGAGAAAAGACUCGUCCGUACAGUGGGGUGGAGCUUCGAAGCCUGGGGGCGGUUACCUGGCAGGUUCAUGCGGAGGACCAGGUGGCCGGUGCUGAGCGCGAGUGCCUAUUGGCUGUUUCCAACGACUUCAUCAUCCUACUGGAUCAGGAGAUGAAGGCCGUCGUGUUUAAUUGUGCCACCCGUGAUGUGAUUGGUUGGUCGACAGGGAGCCCCGCCUCAAUGAAGAUCUACUAUGAGCACGGUGAAAGUGUGUCACUGCGUUCCAUCAAUAACAACACAGAAGACUUUGGAGAGGUUGUGAAAAGACUGGAGCUGUUGACGAAGGGCAGCCAAACGACGGAGAUGACCCUGCGCCGCAACGCUUUGGGCCAACUGGGCUUUCACGUCAACUUUGAGGGCAUCGUGGCCGAGGUGGAGCCUUACGGCUACGCCUGGCAAGCUGGUCUCAGGCAGGGCAGCCGAUUGGUGGAGAUUUGCAAGGUGGCUGUAGCGUCGCUGUCCCAUGAGCAGAUGAUCGACCUCCUCCGAACCUCCGUCACUGUCAAGGUGGUCAUCAUUCCGCCCCACGAGGACUCCACGCCAAGAAGAGGCUGCUCAGAAAUCUACCACAUGCCUCUGGUUGACUAUAAGAACCAUAAGGAGGGCAUGCCGUAUGAACUGAAGUUCCCGUUCCGCGCCAACAACAACGCCAAGUGGCCACGGACCUCAUCCAGUCCCCAGACACGGCCUGCGGGUACAGCGGGGACACUGAUCAAGGCUCCACCUUCAGAAUUCACAGACCGUAACGCUGCUCUCCCCCGCAGUGUGUCCAGCGAAGGGCGACCCCUCAACCCCAAAAGAUAUUCUCCAGGGAAUGACAACUAUGCUCUCGCCUGCUCCAUCGUGAUGGGCCGCACAGCGCACAACGCAAACUCCGCCGCCAACCUCCCCUACACAGACAGCGGCACUGUGUGCUCAAACCACUCGAGACAGAAGUCCGGCCUGAUGGGUGUAAUAAUAACUGCCAGUCCCCAAUGUCCUCUGGACGGCAGCCUGCAUGUGACGUGGUCCAUGGUGUCAAAGCAGGAAGCAUCGUUACGGUUGGAUGGACCAAAGCUAAAGAGGGGGAAGCAGCCUGCAGAGUGGGCGAUAAAAUCAGCAGCGGUGAUGAUGCCUCGACUCCAGGCAGCAGAGCAGAGCGGCCACGUGUCUCCAAACAAGAGCACUAAGGCGGAUGCUUCUUAUUCAUCCAGCCAGUCGAACAGCAACACGCUCUCCAGCAAUGCUUCCAGCUCCGCCCACAGCGAUGAGAAGUGGUACGAAGUUGCUCGCGACAGCGGCAUCGACGCCACGUCUUUAACCGCCACACAGAGCAGUACAAACUCCUCCAUUGGUGCCUUCAGGGACAAAGACAAAACCCCGUCCUGGCAGGACGACCAGGCAGGAGGCCAGAGGACAACCAACACGUCGCCUCCCGCCGCAGACUCCCUGGUUCCUGUUGGAGGCAGCGAGAUUCCAGUGAAGGCCGUGCAUCCUGAAAGCAGCUCUCACUCCAGCACACUCAGUUCCGGUCACUCAGAAAGUCCGAUGGGACGAGGCUGCAGUUCCAUGUAUCCCCAGGAGGAGGCACCCACAGCCUCCACCUCGCCCACUUCCCAGAACUCCCAGUCCACAGGACCUAAGAGCUUCUAUCCCCGCCAAGGAGCCACCUCCAAGUACCUGAUCGGCUGGAAGAAACCCGGAGGAACGGUCAAUUCUGUGGACUUUGGCAGCACUCGCAAACGACACCAGAGUGACGGCCUGCUGGGCGGUCAGCCUCAGCUCAGGGCCAAUCUUCGCGGCUCCCAGUCCCCCCAGCGACACGGUGCCAAGUCCAGCCUGGAAGAAGACCUGAAGAAGCUGAUCACGCUCGACAGCCCUCCACCCCCACCGACGAGGAGAAGGUACUGUGUGCCGCCGCUGCCGGCGUUUCCAGGUCCGCCUCCCAGUCGCCGGGCCCUGCAGAGAACGUUGUCAGACGAGAGCAUCUACAGCGGCCAGCGAGAGGUUUCCUGCAGCAGCGAACGCGACACGCCCACUGACCUUCUGUUCACCUGCUCCACCGUGCCUCGCUCGCCCACCGCUCGCCGAGACCUGACGGCUCCGGAGAGCUCUGCGGCGGAGCAGGGCAGCAAAACGCAGCAGCUGCAGGAGCCGGCGCUAAUGCCGCUGCCUGACGCUGGGGCAGGUGGACCGCUGGACUGGGCCCACCUGGUCGACGCCGCCAAGGCCUUCGAAGAGCAGAGGCUGGUCUUCCUCGCAGCCCAGGAGGAGAGUGCGAUGGCUGAGAGCAAAGCCGCCACCGGGCCACAAGAAACUCCAGAGUGUCUGAUGGGGAAGGUGAGCCAGCUGGAGUCCAUGGUGAAGGCGUUACAGGAGGAUCUGAAGAAGGAGAAGGAUGCCAAGGUGUCUCUGCAGGCGCAGAUCCAGAGCCUACGAGAGGACAACCAGCGCCUCCUGGAGGAAUCCUACAGCGCCUCCGCUAAGCUCAAGAAGUUCACCGAGUGGAUGUGCACAGAGUCUGUGGGCGAGCACACGCUGGAAACACUGUACAGUCAAGUGCCUGUCUGUGUCGUCUGUGCGAGAGAUUUAGCUAACUUAGCUGUGAAGGUCCGCCUAAAGGGCUUCAGCAAGUACAGAGCCCAGCUGGACACCAAAACGGAUUCCACAGGCACGCAUUCGCUGUACACAACAUACAAGGACUAUGAGAUCAUGUUCCACGUGUCGACACUGUUGCCUUACACGCCCAACAAUAAAAACAGGUUGAGUAUGGACUUGCUGAGGAAACGCCACAUAGGGAACGAUAUCGUCACCAUCGUGUUCCAGGAGCCUGGUGCUCACCCUUUCACCCCCAAGGCUGUUCGCUCUCACUUUCAGCACGUCUUUAUCAUUGUCCGUGUGCACCCCUGCUCUGACAGCACAUGUUACAGUGUGGCUGUCACUCGUUCCCAGGACGUUCCCUCCUUCGGUCCACCAAUCCCCAAAGGCGUCACCUUCCCGAAGUCUACAGUCUUUAGGGACUUCCUCUUGGCCAAAAUCAUUAACGCAGAGAACGCUGCGCACAAGUCUGAUAAGUUUGGUGCUAUGGCAACUCGCACACGGCAGGAGUACCUGCGUGACUUAGCGGAGCGUCACGUCACCAAUACUACAGUAGAACCAGCUGAGUUCCCCUUCAUCUCUCUGGCACAUAAACGACGAGAAAGACUCGUCCGUACAGUGGGGUGGAGCUUCGAAGCCUGGGGGGCGGUUACCUGGCAGGUUCAUGCGGAGGACCAGGUGGCCGGUGCUGAGCGCGAGUGCCUAUUGGCUGUUUACGACUUCAUCAUCCUACUGGAUCAGGAGAUGAAGGCCGCUGUUAAUUGUGCCACCCGUGAUGUGAUUGGUUUGUCGACAGGGAGCCCCGCCUCAAUGAAGAUCUACUAUGAGCACGGUGAAAGUGUGUCACUGCGUUCCAUCAAUACAACACAGAAGACUUUGGAGAGGUUGUGAAAAGACUGGGAGCUGUUGACGAAGGGCAGCCAAACGACGGAGAUGACCCUGCGCCGCAACGCUUUGGGCCAACUGGGCUUUCACGUCAACUUUGAGGGCAUCGUGGCCGAGGUGGAGCCUUACGGCUACGCCUGGCAAGCUGGUCUCAGGCAGGGCAGCCGAUUGGUGGAGAUUUGCAAGGUGGCUGUAGCGUCGCUGUCCCAUGAGCAGAUGAUCGACCUCCUCCGAACCUCCGUCACUGUCAAGGUGGUCAUCAUUCCGCCCCACGAGGACUCCACGCCAAGAAGAGGCUGCUCAGAAAUCUACCACAUGCCUCUGGUUGACUAUAAGAACCAUAAGGAGGGCAUGCCGUAUGAACUGAAGUUCCCGUUCCGCGCCAACAACAACGCCAAGUGGCCACGGACCUCAUCCAGUCCCCAGACACGGCCUGCGGGUACAGCGGGGACACUGAUCAAGGCUCCACCUUCAGAAUUCACAGACCGUAACGCUGCUCUCCCCCGCAGUGUGUCCAGCGAAGGGCGACCCCUCAACCCCAAAAGAUAUUCUCCAGGGAAUGACAACUAUGCUCUCGCCUGCUCCAUCGUGAUGGGCCGCACAGCGCACAACGCAAACUCCGCCGCCAACCUCCCCUACACAGACAGCGGCACUGUGUGCUCAAACCACUCGAGACAGAAGUCCGGGCCUGAUGGGUGUAAUAAUAACUGCCAGUCCCCAAUGUCCUCUGGACGGCAGCCUGCAUGUGACGUGGUCCAUGGUGUCAAAGCAGGAAGCAUCGUUACGGUUGGAUGGACCAAAGCUAAAGAGGGGGAAGCAGCCUGCAGAGUGGGCGAUAAAAUCAGCAGCGAUCCUGUGGUCUCCAAGGUGAUGAUGCCUCGACUCCAGGCAGCAGAGCAGAGCGGCCACGUGUCUCCAAACAAGAGCACUAAGGCGGAUGCUUCUUAUUCAUCCAGCCAGUCGAACAGCAACACGCUCUCCAGCAAUGCUUCCAGCUCCGCCCACAGCGAUGAGAAGUGGUACGAAGUUGGCUCGCGGUCAGCGCUGCGGAGUGACCAUGAGCUCAAUGGAUACUUUCAGGGGAUCUCCACAGACAGCGGCAUCGACGCCACGUCUUUAACCGCCACACAGAGCAGUACAAACUCCUCCAUUGGUGCCUUCAGGGACAAAGACAAAACCCCGUCCUGGCAGGACGACCAGGCAGGAGGCCAGAGGACAACCAACACGUCGCCUCCCGCCGCAGACUCCCUGGUUCCUGUUGGAGGCAGCGAGAUUCCAGUGAAGGCCGUGCAUCCUGAAAGCAGCUCUCACUCCAGCACACUCAGUUCCGGUCACUCAGAAAGUCCGAUGGGACGAGGCUGCAGUUCCAUGUAUCCCCAGGAGGAGGCACCCACAGCCUCCACCUCGCCCACUUCCCAGAACUCCCAGUCCACAGGACCUAAGAGCUUCUAUCCCCGCCAAGGAGCCACCUCCAAGUACCUGAUCGGCUGGAAGAAACCCGGAGGAACGGUCAAUUCUGUGGACUUUGGCAGCACUCGCAAACGACACCAGAGUGACGGCCUGCUGGGCGGUCAGCCUCAGCUCAGGGCCAAUCUUCGCGGCUCCCAGUCCCCCCAGCGACACGGUGCCAAGUCCAGCCUGGAAGAAGACCUGAAGAAGCUGAUCACGCUCGACAGCCCUCCACCCACCACCGACGAGGAGAAGCCGGCGUUUCCAGGUCCGCCUCCCAGUCGCCGGGCCCUGCAGAGAACGUUGUCAGACGAGAGCAUCUACAGCGGCCAGCGAGAGGUUUCCUGCAGCAGCGAACGCGACACGCCCACUGACCUUCUGUUCACCUGCUCCACCAUGCCUCGCUCGCCCACCGCUCGCCGUACGCCAAGUCGACGGCACUCACACAAAUCCCUGGGAGACCUGACGGCUCCGGAGAGCUCUGCGGCGGAGCAGGGCAGCAAAACGCAGCAGCUGCAGGAGCCGGCGCUAAUGCCGCUGCCUGACGCUGGGGCAGGUGGACCGCUGGACUGGGCCCACCUGGUCGACGCCGCCAAGGCCUUCGAAGAGCAGAGGCUGGUCUUCCUCGCAGCCCAGGAGGAGAGUGCGAUGGCUGAGAGCAAAGCCGCCACCGGGCCACAGCAGGCGGAGCCCCAGGCAGCCCCACUGAGACAACCCUCACCUAGAGAAACUCCAGAGUGUCUGAUGGGGAAGGUGAGCCAGCUGGAGUCCAUGGUGAAGGCGUUACAGGAGGAUCUGAAGAAGGAGAAGGAUGCCAAGGUGUCUCUGCAGGCGCAGAUCCAGAGCCUACGAGAGGACAACCAGCGCCUCCUGGAGGAAUCCUACAGCGCCUCCGCUAAGCUCAAGAAGUUCACCGAGUGGGUCUUCAACACCAUUGACAUGAACUGACGGAGCUACUGACUGACCAUCGACGGCUACAACGUGGCCUUCAGGGUCCGCUAAGACGUGCUCGUGAGAACUCGCAACAUGAGCGGUUUUCAUUUUGGCCGUUUUACACACCA